Corticium candelabrum is the source of this 1174-nucleotide messenger RNA. RefSeq lists its product as uncharacterized. The transcript has a single exon. NCBI's taxonomy places the organism in Eukaryota, Metazoa, Porifera, Homoscleromorpha, Homosclerophorida, Plakinidae. The record is from RefSeq and is a predicted model, not a curated record. The coding region runs from base 128 to 1174 and encodes 348 amino acids.
GCAUACUUUUACAUAUUCUUUACGCAAAUACGUAUUUAUAGUAUUAGAAUCAGUAUUAAGUCAUAUACGGGUAUUUACAUAAAAGCCGAGUCUAGGUCCCGUAUAAUUAUUUCUUAUUCUAAACAAAAUGGCUUUGACAUCAGAUCCAUGGAUUCUUUCUGUUCUGACCGGUUUACAUCGGCGUUACGGUUGUCCCAGGCCACGCGCCCAACUCAUCCACAUCUACCCGAACUCAGACGUGAGCGCCAAUUCAACCCUGAAGAUGUCAGAGUCGAGCUGUGAGCCUGUACUCGUUCUCUUGUCCGACAAGAAGCACACCGUGAAAGCAAUAAUAACAGAGGAGGGGAUGAAAAGUGUGGGCACGAGUCUAGAUGUGAAGAAAUCGUCGCUACUUGGAGGUGUGGUGAUGCUAUUGAAGUAUAGAGUUUAUGCCAAUUUGACGGUGGAGAGUGAGUUGGAGCGAGAAAUGAUUUUGAUUAUUGACGAAUUGCGCUACUUGACAGGAGAAUGCAAGAGAGUGGAGUCACGUGAUCUAGUGGCUAGUUGGACUGUCGAGGAAGUGAGGCAAAGAUUGGCUGGUAUGGUGGGUAUGGGUGGGGAGAGUGAGACGAGCAUGUUGAAAACGCCCGGUGAGAUGACUCAGUUGCUGCUUCAUUGUGAUAGCACAAUGCAGAGUGAAGAUGUCUGUGAGACGGAUGGAAUGUUUGCUAGUGUGUCGGCUUUGAGAAGAAUUGUUGAUCAGGUGAGGGAGAGUGGUGGUUGUCAUGGCGAUGAGGAUCCCGACAUUGCGACUUCGCAAGCGAUCGACUUCAUCCCUGACAAUCAGGAGCAGGAAAUUAAUACGAUACUUAAACAGCUACUAGAACAGUCUGGAGGAGACGACAAACGUGGAGACAGACAAAUGACAGAUAAGGAGAACGAUAUAGAAACACCCCAUCGUGAAUGUGAGACGUGCUAUGAAGCGACCGGUCUUGACCAAACAGAAAGACUCACAGAAGACAAAGAAAAUGGAAGAGAAGGCACCAGAGAGAAGGAGAACUGCGAAGAAGAUACAUCUUUUCUAAUGUGUGACGAGCCUCUACCGGCACGUAUUCUACCCAGUCAACUUGUAGACAAUUUUUCCAAGAACGAGGAGAUUCUAGAGGUCGUUCCGGUCACAACCGAUUACCAAUAA